This is a messenger RNA of Aureobasidium subglaciale EXF-2481, 2196 nucleotides long. RefSeq lists its product as uncharacterized. Gene Ontology annotation, molecular function: DNA-binding transcription factor activity, RNA polymerase II-specific; zinc ion binding. Lineage: Eukaryota; Fungi; Ascomycota; Dothideomycetes; Dothideales; Saccotheciaceae. Gene Ontology annotation, biological process: regulation of DNA-templated transcription. The transcript has 4 exons. The coding region runs from base 1 to 2196 and encodes 731 amino acids. The record is from RefSeq and is a predicted model, not a curated record.
AUGUCGCCGCCGGUGCUGGCUGUCUCGCGUCCGCUAGCCCCUCAGCCUGUUCGUCCGAAUGAUGCUGCCGCUGUUUUGCAACCUCUGCAGAAUAAUUAUCCUUUAAAGUCUACCAGGUCAAGACGCGGUACUAUCAAUGCUGCAUGUCAAGAAUGCCGUCUGAAAAAAUUGAAGUGUGAUGGCACGCGUCCAAGAUGCCAGCGUUGUAUCGUCAAGGGCAUUGACUCUUGCGAGUACACUGUAAACCCUGGGGAGACUCGAUUUACUGCUUUGAAGAGGAAAAAUGCAUCUCUCGUGACCGAGUCCGAUCGUAUGCAGAAAUUCAUCGAGGCUCUGCGAUCCGCUUCCCCGUCUCAGGCUCAGGGCAUGCUUGAUGAUCUCCGGACUUGUGACGGAACCAAACAGCUCUUGUCCACGCUGACCCUGGGCAAAUCCCAGCCUCAUCCUUUGCACCAUCGGGCCUCCGAUUCUUCCAUCUCUUCGGCGCCAUCACCUCCCUCACCUCCCUCCAACGCCGACACAACUCAAGCUUCGUACACUUCACGAUCGCGGAGUUCUGAGUCUAACACUAAACCAAUUCCCCCGGCACCUUUCGAGAAUGAUAUUCUACCGGUUGAAACACCCUACCAACCAUUCUCCGAUUUUGAGAGACCCCUGCCGAGUUUGGACGUUCUCCGGAAGUGCAUCAAUGCCUUCUACAUCGAAGCCGGUAAACUCUUUCAUGUCUUUCUACCCAGCCAUCUCGACGCACAGUUUGAGAUGUUGUCUAGCCAAGGCGAUAAACAAGCGAUGCGCGUAGCUGCUUGUGAACUCUGCGCUGUAGGCGCACUCGGUUCGCAAUACAUCAAAGAAACUCUUCUAGAGGGAACUGAGAUGAACAUGUACAGUUGUGCUAAACACCUCUUGGAAGACGUGGUCAGCGUUGAUGCCAAUCGAGCUGCCAAAGUCUGUGCUAUGUUGGGAAUGUUCAACAUCAUGAGCAAGGAGAAAGUCGCCAUGACGUUUGUGGAAAUGGGGUUAAAUCUUCUGUCACGACCGCCAAUUGGUCAUGUGUGUCCACCUAACAUGGCGCGGAGCCAAUGGAUGGAGCUCAGAAAAACCUGGCGAGUACUCGUCUUUCUUGAGACCUGGUUGUCCUCGACUCUUGGUUAUGUUUCAGGUUUGCAGUUGUCGAAAGACAUUAUGAAUCUGAAAGAUUUCGAGAUCGAUGGUGAAGAUCUUGAAGAAAAGGUUACGACCGAGAUGAUCAAGAUUGCAGUCAUCAAGUUUGACAUGCUACGACUCAGCUUGUCCUUCAAAGGCUUGAGUUCUCGCACGGUCGAGACGAUUACCAAUGAUCUACAACACUGGCAACAGAAUCUGCCGCACGAGAUGCGCUCUACCGAACUGGAGAACAACCCUGACAUAUCAUUCGAGUUGCGAAGGACCAUCUAUUACGUCAACUUCCUCUAUUUCGGAGCUCAGAUCAUGCUUCUCCGUCGUGUUUUGCAGAGUAUGCAUGACCAAGACAAUUUGCUUACAGGGCACGAAAAUGUGCUCAACGAUCUGAUAGCGCAGGCGAAAACUGCCGCAAGAGAGUCCGCCAAGUUGUUCAGACGCCUGUAUGUCGAGGGCGGCAUCGUUCAAAGAUGCUGGAUCUGCAUCUUUCAAGCCUACUCUAGCUGUGUGCUCAUCCUCCACCACGUAGCAGAAAUGCUGUACGCUGGAGUUCAGUCUGCUACAGCUCUGGGCUAUGAAUUAGAUCUUGCACGUGCUUGCCUCGACUUUCUCGGUGUCUGCAGUCAAAAGGAUGUAGCUGCCGGACAGUUCCACUCCACAUUGAGCCGCUUCUACACUAUACUACACACCACUGCCAUGGGUCAACACCCACUUGGACCUGACGUGGUCAACACUGCUCGCGAUUUGCAUGACCUGAUUAGGAGACCGUUCAAGACCGCCGGCGAAUCGAGUUCAGAGUGCUGCUACCCAUGGAAAGACAAUGGACAUCGACAAGAACAGCGUCAAGAACAUCUUGACAGCUUCGCCAUCCAAGAUAUUGCAAACGCACCCGAACAGUCAUGCCGCGACAGCUGGCAACGAAUCGACGGAAUUAAGAACGACGGAAUGAUAAAUGAUCUGCUUAGAAGAUCUCAACCUGGCCACUUCCUUCCUGGCUUUGAAUCCAGUGCUUGGACGGACAGCACUCAGGUCGGUUGA